AUGAGCGCCCCGCUGACCAUCAGCGCCGCCUACCAGGCCUACCCCGCCGGGGUGGCGGCCGGCCUGGGCUUCCAGGAGUACUACUGGCACUCCCCGGAGGAGGACGACGAGGAGCCCGAGGCGGGGCGCUACUCCCAGGAGGAAAGCGGGACCCUGCAGGACCCAGAUGUCUCCCCGGUGACCUCCACCUCUGGACUCCUCACCCAUUACGCCCCAGACUCAGCCUCCAGCCCCAACAGGCACCCCUCUUCCCCGCACCCGGCUUCCGUCUCCCAGAGAUCCAAGGCGGACAGUGAAAGGGCGGCCAAGAAGAGCAAAAGCCGGACCACCUUCUCCCAAGAGCAGCUCCAAGUCCUCCACCUUCGCUUCCAGAGUCAGAAGUACCUCAGCCCGCAGCAGAUCCGGGAGUUGGGGUCCGCCCUGGGGCUCACCUACAAACAAGUGAAGACUUGGUUUCAGAAUCAACGGAUGAAGUUUAAGCGAACCCAGAAAGAAACUCUGUGGAUGAAGAAAGGGAUGUGCCCGCCUCAGAACGGGUUCCAGCAAGCUGGCUGCUUGGACCUCCUCCCUCCUCCCCCCCAAGACUACUCCAUGAAUCCUGCUCGGAGCAUUCAUUCCUUGUCCAACGUGCACGAGGGAAGUGUCAGCAACCAAAGCUACGGCAGCAGCCAGAACUACCCCAAUGACUACAGUUCGCUGUAUGGCAGCCCUCAGAGCUUCUACCCAGUUGUGGCUGGUGAGAAUGGGGGUUUCUACGGGAAAGCCGCUGGCACCUGUUACGGCCAACAGGCGAUCAGCUACGUCAGCCAGCAAAAAAUGAACUUCUAUCAUGGUUUCUCUGCAAGUGUGGAAUACGCCGCUGUGAAAAUGGAAGAUGGCUACCCUUUCUCAAAUGGAUCGGCCUCUACAGCUGCAUUCCCGAGUUCCUCCGUCGUCCAGCAUUACCAGACACCUUUGCAAACUCAGGGAACACAGGGCAGCUGUAACCCAUAG
This is a messenger RNA of Eublepharis macularius, 993 nucleotides long. RefSeq names its product homeobox protein NANOG-like. NCBI's taxonomy places the organism in Eukaryota, Metazoa, Chordata, Lepidosauria, Squamata, Eublepharidae. Gene Ontology annotation, biological process: regulation of transcription by RNA polymerase II. The transcript is spliced from 4 exons. Gene Ontology annotation, molecular function: RNA polymerase II cis-regulatory region sequence-specific DNA binding; DNA-binding transcription factor activity, RNA polymerase II-specific. The coding region runs from base 1 to 993 and encodes 330 amino acids. The record is from RefSeq and is a predicted model, not a curated record.